This is a messenger RNA of Physcomitrium patens, 3474 nucleotides long. RefSeq lists its product as uncharacterized. Gene Ontology annotation, biological process: protein phosphorylation. NCBI's taxonomy places the organism in Eukaryota, Viridiplantae, Streptophyta, Bryopsida, Funariales, Funariaceae. The record is from RefSeq and is a predicted model, not a curated record. Gene Ontology annotation, molecular function: protein kinase activity; ATP binding.
GUCGCGUUACCCGAUCACGUCCCCAUGGGGAGAAAGAAGUCUUUGGACCCGGCAUCUGGUCGAAGAGUCCCUCGCGCAAUCGCCAGCGAGAGAGAGGGAGAGCGAGAGAACGACCGUUCGAGACGAGGCUGACGUUUCCGCAAGGGGAACUACAGAAGAAGAAGCCACUGCCAAGACGCGUCAACUCGGGUUGGGUGGAAUUGAUGGUUAGGGGCUACAGUUACUGUUCACGCUUGGACCGGGAUUUGAGGUUUACAAGGGGUUGCAAGUCGUCGCGGUGUUCUCGUCGUGGUCCGCAACUUACUUUGGCUUCGUUACGCAAGACACUCACUAUACCAUAUCCUGCUAUCGAGCUUCUUCACCGGUGAGCGGGACAGUGUGAUAGGAAGUGCUGGACAUGACGUGACCUGUCUCGUUCGGUGCAUUUCAACUAUGGCAAGAUCAAUCGAUCAAGGAAUUAUGCUUGUGGCGAUCUUAUAGCGCAGAAUUGAAGCUGUGUGCAUUCAGGUUGGUUGUCUUUGUUAACAUCUAUACUCUUAGGACUUUGGUAUUCAAGAUUGCUUAGUGCGGCACCUGAACAAUUGUAGCAAUAGCGCUGUAGUAGCACCAAAGAUGUCGGCCACUCCACCAACGUCGGGGGGUGUUCCGCCUGUGGUGUCCCCUCCUACUCCUAAUGCAGUUCCUCCGGUUGCUGUGAACCCUCCUGUGGUUCCUCCACCCGUUGCCACACCUCCGACUAUUCCUCCGGCAACUCCUGUGGUAAACCCUCCUACAGCUACUGUGCCACCUGCUGCGACUCCUCCUGUUCCAGUUGCUGUACCACCCACUGCGACCCCUCCUGUUCCAGUUGCUGUGCCACCUGUUGUGAGUCCACCUCCUCCAGUUGCUGUGCCACCUGUUGUGAGUCCACCUCCUCCAGUUGCUGUGCCACCUGUUGUGAGUCCACCUCCUCCAGUUGCUGUGCCACCUGUUGUAAGUCCACCUCCUCCAGUUGCUGUGCCACCUGUCGUGAGUCCACCUCCUCCAGUUGCUGUGUCACCUGCUUUGAGUCCUCCUGCUCCAGUUGCUGUGCCACCUACUUUAAGUCCUCCUCCCCCAGAUGCUUUGCCCCCUUCUGUGAGUACCCCUCCUCCACCUGCCUUGAGCCCGCCCUCACCAACGAGUUCUUCUCCACCCCAACCUACUCCUGUUCCUCCCAGUGCCCCAGGAGGGACGCCCCCUUCACCCAUUUUGUUGAGUCCUCCUCCUGCAGUGAAUAGAACUUCUCCUCCUGCUGCUCUUACCCCUCCAGCUUCUACAUCGUCUAAUUCAAGUAGUACGGCAAUAAUAGCUGGAGUUGUAGGUGGAGGAGCUUUACUCGCCUUAGUCGCAUUGGUUCUUCUCUUUGUCUGUUGCAGAAAGAAGAGAUCCAGAAAAGACACUCUUCCUUAUAUCACUCCACAUGGAGGUGGUAUCCAUGGGGCUGGAAAGAUUGCAUCAGCUUAUAAUGCGACUGGGACGAGUGAUUUAAAAGGCUAUGCGGUGGACGGAAAUCCUACGGUGUAUCCUCCUGGAUCCGUACCCUUACCUCCAGAAGGCGUAGCAAGCGUUGGAAAUUCUAGGAUUUUUUUCACAUAUGAUGAGUUACACAAAGCAACGAAUGGCUUUGAUCAUGGGAAUCUUUUAGGAGAAGGUGGUUUUGGUCGUGUAUACAAGGGCGAACUGCCAAAUGGAAAAUUAGUUGCCGUGAAGCAGCUGACUGUUGGCGGUGGUCAAGGCGAUCGUGAAUUCCGGGCUGAGGUUGAGAUUAUCAGUCGAGUUCAUCAUCGUCACUUGGUAUCUCUCGUAGGAUACUGCAUUUCCGACAAGCAGAGGCUACUUGUUUAUGACUUCGUACCUAACGGUACUUUAGAUGUGAAUCUCUAUGGGAGAGGGAAGCCAGUUAUGACCUGGGAUUUGAGAGUGCGUGUUGCCUUGGGAGCUGCUCGGGGGUUGGCAUAUCUUCAUGAAGAUUGUCAUCCUCGCAUUAUCCAUCGUGACAUCAAGUCUUCGAACAUACUUUUGGAUGACAAAUAUGAAGCUCAGGUUGCUGAUUUUGGGUUGGCUAGGCCAGCGUCUGACACAAAUACUCAUGUUUCAACUCGCGUGAUGGGGACUUUCGGAUACCUGGCUCCAGAAUAUGCUCAGAGUGGCAAGUUGACAGAAAAGUCAGAUGUCUACUCCUUUGGAGUGAUGCUAUUGGAGCUUAUUACUGGGCGAAAACCUGUUGAUACACGGGAUCCCAACGGAGCUGUGAGCUUGGUAGAAUUGGCACGACCAUUAAUGACAAAAGCAAUGGAGGAUGGAGAUCUAGACGAGCUUGUUGACCCCAGGUUGGGCGAUAACUAUGAUCCCAAAGAGUUGUUCCGAAUGAUCGAAGUAGCUGCGUCUUGUGUACGUCAAACAGCUAAUAAGCGACCCAAAAUGGGGCAGGUUGUUAGAGCUUUGGAAAGCGAAGAGGAGAAUGCCGGUCUUUAUCAGAAUCUGAAACCUGGACACAGCUCCGAAUACGAAUCGGAGUUUGACAGGUAUGAAGGUUCCAACUACGAUACUCAAGCGUACCUUGCUGACUUGAAGCGAGGGAAGAAAUCCAACCCAAGCGACAUAUCGUAUGAAAGUGAUGAUACUAGUGAAUAUCCUACCGAAUCAGUUCCAAGUUCUAGCGGUGAGUAUGAGUCAAUGAUCAGACCCAAGACAGAGCCUAUGGGACGUGCCAAUAUGGGGAAGGAGCGUGGCCCAAUUUCAAUGAGGACGGACAGAGGAUUUUCUAUGACCGGUAGAGGCAGUCGGUCUGAAAAUUACUCAGUUUUGCCAAGUAUGCCUCCUACAAGACCUGCGCCUCCGAGACCUGACAGUAGCAGCGAUCAAAGUGGCAGCUUAAGAUCUGAUACAGUGUUCAAACCUCCACCUCCUCCACCAAAUUACAAUGAGGAUUAUGUUUCUAUUGAUUUUAACUCCAUUGAAAGUAAGAAAGAAGACCGCAGGAGGUUUAUGGAAUAAUGAUCAGGUUAUUUUUCUGCUGUGCAAUGAGGGCCUCGCAAGUGUAAGACCUUCCUGUACCUGGUCGUGGGGUACUCCUUUCUCUGCCUGCCUGAAGUGUUCAUGACAGGAGAGCUUUCGUAGAUGCACUACGCUUGGUGGAAUAUCAAAAGGUAGAGAAAUCGCAAAGAAAUGAAAUCAUCCAGGCAUGCGUUUUUGAACGCGACUUAGUGUGAUCAUGCUCAAUUUAGAAGAUAGAUGCAUCAUUCUUUUGGAUGAGGGUAAAAGUCGUUUGUUGUAGAUCACAAGUGCUGUAGCAUUCAAGGACAGUUUUGUAGUGUCGAUUUUGUAAAUUGCUCUCAUGAUCGUAGUGCUCAGGGUGGCUUUGUUUCAUAAUUCUUUGUACCAGUAGUCUAUUUCUAGUUCACAAUAUCAAUUCAUCUGCAAGCUCAAUUGCAGCUUUUAUACAAGUGUAAA